Perca flavescens (yellow perch) is the source of this 662-nucleotide messenger RNA. Its product is annotated as dr1-associated corepressor. The transcript has 6 exons. The coding region runs from base 92 to 544 and encodes 150 amino acids. Gene Ontology annotation, molecular function: RNA polymerase II general transcription initiation factor activity; core promoter sequence-specific DNA binding; protein heterodimerization activity. Gene Ontology annotation, biological process: transcription by RNA polymerase II. Gene Ontology annotation, cellular component: negative cofactor 2 complex; nucleus. The record is from RefSeq and is a predicted model, not a curated record. NCBI's taxonomy places the organism in Eukaryota, Metazoa, Chordata, Actinopteri, Perciformes, Percidae.
UUCCUGCUGAAGGUAAACAAAUGGACGCGGCGGCGGUUUGCGGUGAAAAUAUGAAAAAUGUGAACGAACCGCGCGGAUUAAAGCGAAUGAAAUGCCCGGACAGAAACGAAAAUAUAAUGUACGGUUCCCUCCUGGUCGCAUUAAAAAGAUCAUGCAGAAGGACACAGAGGUGGGGAGGAUUGCUAUGGCGGUUCCUGUGAUCAUCUCUCGGGCGCUGGAAAUAUUCCUCAAGUCUCUGCUCACCAAAAUCUGCCUGGUAACUCAGGCGGAGCUCAGCGCCGUCGUGUCCGUCGCUCACAUGAAGCAGUGCAUAGAGUCGGAGGAGCACUUCCACUUCCUCAGAGACCGGGCGGAGCGAGCCACAUCUAAGGCAAGCCAGAAGGACAAAAGAGGGAUGAGCAUGUGGCCGAUGUACAGGACCAACUGGCAUGACCUUUCUGUUAAGACGAAGGCUGACGUGGUAGACGUGGCGCCACGACGGAGCCUUGACUCACUGGACAACGACUCCAGCUCCGGGGAGUCGGAGCUCUUCAUCUGCCUUUGAGUGAACAGCGGAAAGUGCUGUGCACUUACUUCAGCAAAUCAUUUCAUCAUGUCACUUUUGUUUAAAUGUUUAUUUCUUUAUUUCAGCUUUGCUGGUCCAGGUCACAAUUAAUGUGGGA